GAGCUAACUUUGAAAAACCCAAAUAGGGUUUUGCUAUUCAAUACUUGUACUUUCAGAAAAAAAAGGUCCGGUGCGGUUUGAUUUUUGGUGUUGCACAGUGCUAUAUUUCCGUUUCUCCUUCAGGGAUUAAUGGCGGAUCAUGUAAACAUCGAUCCAACAAAUCGGAAUGUUAUUGUCUUUAACAAAGACAAGUGUAUAAGCUAUUGUUUAAAUGAGGUGGGGCCCAUUGUGAAUGGGUUGAUUCAGUUGAAGGAUCGAGAAGUUAAUGCUGAAAUGAUUAAGAAACUGAAUAUUCUGGAGGAGGAGGCGAAAAAGACUAGAGUGCAACUUUUAGAAAAGGACACUCAAAUUAAAGCCAAGGAUACUUUGCUCUUUGAAAUGGUCGAGAUCAAUAAGCAACAACUUAAUACAAUAAAUAAUCUAUCGGCACAAGUGGAAGAAAAAAAUCUUCAAAUAAUUAUAUGCAAACAGCAAGAAAAGGACCUGCCAUACUUGAGUCCAUAUAUAGAUCGUGUUGACCAGAUGUAAAUCAAAAAUCUAACAGCAUUCCAAGUCUCAUACAUAUCGCCUUCACCGGAUUGGAUAGUGAUUCAGACACGCAUAGAUGGAAGUGUGGACUUUGAUCGGGAUUGGAUUGACUACAAGAAUUGAUUUGGUGAUAUAAAUGGAAAUUUUUUCAUUGGUCUUGAGAAACUGCAUCUAUUGACCCAAUCGAGGCAAUAUGAGUUAUAUAUUCAAAUGCGAGAUGUUACUGGAACAACUAAAUAUGCUCGCUAUGAUAAUUUUAAUGUGGCUGGUGAAAAGGACUAUUAUAAAAUUGUUUCGGUUGGAAAGUAUUCAGGAACUGCCGGCGAUUCUUUAACGCAGCAUGUUGGCGAUCUGUUUUCAACCAGAGAUCAGGAUAAUGAAUAUCACACUUUUAAUUGUGCACGUAAUAAGCGUGGUGGAUGGUGGUACCAUGAUUGUAACCAUAGUAAAUUAAGCGGAUUGUAUCAUGCUGACGGGUUUAGUGCUAACCAAACUGGAAUAGCUUGGGGAUCUUGGAGUAAUUGGAACUACACAAUAUCAUUAACGUUUGCUCAAAUGAUGAUACGACCGGCACAAACAUAAAGUGAAUUAAUUGGAAAAAUCGCAGAUCACAUUUGUUGUUAAAAAACUUGCAAGAAUUUCAAUAGAAAUAUAAUAAA
Messenger RNA from Drosophila willistoni, 1187 nucleotides. RefSeq lists its product as uncharacterized. The transcript is spliced from 3 exons. The record is from RefSeq and is a predicted model, not a curated record. The coding region runs from base 130 to 528 and encodes 132 amino acids. NCBI's taxonomy places the organism in Eukaryota, Metazoa, Arthropoda, Insecta, Diptera, Drosophilidae.